GCCCUGUUAUUCACAUAAAAAAGAUGGCAGGAAAGAUGCAUGAACAGUGGAACCAGUUGCGAAUAGGCAAUAGCCACUGGAAGUUCAAACAAAUGAGGGACCAUGGAAUUUGAAUAUUUGAUGGAGCACGAUUCUUUCUUGUUUACCUGUAUGGAUCAAUGAGGAGAGGUCGUUGAGUGGUGUGGUUGUUUGACACGUGGCAGAGGUCUUACAAUAGUAGAUGAAAGCUGCAUCCAAAAGUCCAAUCGAAUCGAUCCAGUGAGCUGAGUUUCAGGAAGAAAUGAUGGCGGCGGCAAGUUCCUCAUGCGUUUUCUGUGAGAUCGCCACCAGAUCCACCGCCACCACUCUUCUACACUCUGUACGUCUCUCCUCUCUCUCUCUCUGGAUUGUGAUUUAUGAAUUGAAUCUGAGUAUUAAAAAAUUGCAGGACGAUAAGGUUGUUGCUUUCCAAGACAUUAGGCCUUCUGCUUUCAGGCAUUACUUGGUAAUCCCUGUGCAGCACAUUCCUACUGUGAAUGAUCUCCAAAGGAAAACUGAAGACUAUGCUUUGGUGACUCACAUGUUAGAGGUUGGGAGAAUGCUAUUACUUAGAGAUGCACCUCACUCUAACCACCACAGAUUUGGCUUUCAUCAGCCUCCCCUGAAUUCUGUUAACCACUUACACCUCCAUUGUUUGGCGCUUCCCUAUACACCCAGAUGGAGAUUCAUAAAAUACAUGCCUUUAGGACCAAUUGGCUUCAUAGAAGCAGAGAGAUUUCUGGAAAAGAUAAAGCCAUAGCCCACAGGUUCCCUCAAAAAAUAUAAAUGAACUGGAGUACUUGAUUGUUCUUUUGCUAUAUUUUGCUUUUCCCUCUUCGGAAACAUGCUAGAUAUAGGAUCAAAUUCAAAAUUACAUCUGUUCAAUAUUUUUAUCAUUAAAGUGUGUACUAACAAUUAUACUCCACUUUGACCUGUAGAUCAUAGUAGAUGAUAUAUAAAUAUGAAUAAGAAAAGGAUUACACUUGCCUAAACCCUAAACCCUAGAUCUGAGAUGCUCUUUGUUGUUAAUAUGCUAGCUUUGGCUACUUUUUUCUGGUUUCAGAAGGGAGCAUACAAUGCUUUGAUAAAGAAUACGCGUUUUAGUGGUUUGCUUACCAGCAAUUCUUUAAUAAACCUUUCCAAAUAAAAGAACUUUCUACUUUGUGGAUUUUGUCUUAAACAAAAUCACUUAGCCAGUCCUCAUUUAAUGGAAUUGGAGAACUUUGGGAUGUUCAUUACAGUUAGGCAAUGUCCAUUACAGUUAGGCAUUAUUUUAUACGGUAUAGGUAAGUAGGUAAUACUUAUAGCAUAUUCACAGCGUAUUUUUCUGCUGGGAAAAAGCAUUUGGACCCAAAGACCAUCUAGUAAAUAAGAUGGAUUAAUUGAGAAAUAUUUUUUUACAUGUAUAUAAAUAAAUUUUUUAGUGACAUUCUUGUUGAUGUUGAUUUUUUUUUUAAUGUGGUACAAAUAUAAUCAAUUUGAUAGAUAGUGAUAACCUGAUGGUUGAAUUAAUAAAAAUUAUAUGCUAGUGUAAAUGUGUGAAGUUUUGUAUUAGUCUCGAUAAAUAUUUGCUUGUGCUGUGUGGUUUGCCACUUUUAAUUAUUGUAUUAAAAUUUUAUAAGUCUUUUAUAAGUGUAAACUAUUUUUAUCUUCCAAAUUAUUUCUCUGAGUUUGGUCUCCUUAAUUUUAAUACAAUGUUAAAUCUCAUCCUAUAAUACUAUCGAGACAUUCUGCACAUAUUCAAUUGGUCUAAUCUCACAUCAAGUGAUUGUCUAUUUUAAGUGUAAGAGAGUAUUAGAGUUUAACAGUUUUUAUAUGUACCAAGACAACUCUUGUUUCUUGAGUUAAUUUUGAGUUGUGUGAGCUCCAGUGAAUUUAACAUAUUGUCUGAGGCUCUCAUUUUCACAUUA
Molecule: messenger RNA, 1928 nt
Organism: Arachis duranensis
Lineage: Eukaryota; Viridiplantae; Streptophyta; Magnoliopsida; Fabales; Fabaceae
Product: bifunctional adenosine 5'-phosphosulfate phosphorylase/adenylylsulfatase HINT4
Exons: 5
Coding region: 281-778 (165 amino acids)
Molecular function (GO): catalytic activity
Source: RefSeq, a predicted model, not a curated record